UUAAAAUUUAGUCCAAAACACACAGUGAAGUGAAAUACCCUCUUCUACUGUUACUCUAGCUAACUCAGCAGUAAUCCACCACAAAAUCCCCAAUUUUCAGCCAUUUAUCAGCAUAAUCCAUCGAUCUUACUACAAUUGGGUCAAAUUGAUGCAGGAAUCCGUCGCCAUGUUGCCGGAAGAUACUAUCCCCAAGUCACCUCUCGAUAAGCCGCUUCAGCAGCUCACAGAAGAUGACAUUUCUCAGAUUACCCGCGAGGACUGCCGCCGUUAUCUUAAGGAGAAAGGAAUUUGUUUCGGUGUAGGGAUGAGGAGGCCGUCGUGGAACAAAUCGCAGGCGAUUCAGCAGGUGAUAAUGCUCAAGAGGCUACUUGAAACGACGUCGUCAGACACUGAAGCUGAACCUCUCAAAAAGCUUUACAUUCCCCGCCUUACUAAUGCUAAUAAUGAGUAUGAUGAUAAUCCACAGCGCGUUUCUGAGGGAACGCUUGAAUCAGCAGAAGAGAAACUGCCAUUUCUGAGAAAGGAUCCGGGGAAAAAGGAUUCUUCUGGUGAUCUGUCUGGGAGUUUGGUUGCCGUCAACAAUGAAUCUGCUCCUUCUAGAACCGUGGGUUCAACAAAUAUUCCAGCUGGACAAAUGACAAUAUUUUAUUGUGGCAAAGUGAAUGUAUAUGAUGAUGUGCCAGCUGACAAGGUACGUGCAAUUAUGCAUUUUGCUGCAAGCCUGCACCAGUUCCCUCAGGAACCUCCAUUUGACAGCACUGCACCAGUGCAACCUUCUCCAUGCCACUCACAGUCUAUAAGUGGCAAUUUGUGCCCAGAUUCUGCAACAGUACUCUCACCAGCUUUGCAGACAGCAAAAAUGGGUGACAACUCUCGACUGCAUGGAGAAGAAAGUAAUGUGCUUCAUGAAGAUUGCCCCGCCGAAGGUCCAUCAACCAGAAAAGCAUCAGUUCAAAGAUAUCUUGAGAAGAGAAAAGACAGGUUUAAGAGCAAGAGAAAGAUAGGAAUGGCCUCGUGUGCUGGAUUGGACAUAUACGUUAAUCAUCAGAUACCAAAUGAGCACUCAAGGAGAAGUGAUGCAUGCUCCCCGCCCCAAAUCAGACCACCCUCUACGCCUACAUGGUGCAGGUUAAAUGUACUCGAGAAGAUGAACUGAGGCGGCUGUGAUGGUUGUUUGUUUCCCACCAUAACGAGGAUUAUGAAGCCACUAUCAAUCUCAGAUGGUCAGCUGAAUUAACAAGAGAUGACGCAUAGAUAAGAGAAUUCAUUAGGUAUUUAUUUCAGUUCAACGAAGAGGAGAGCUGUGAGUCAGUAUUUGUAUUUUCCCUUGACCAUUUGGUUUUAGUGUUUGUAACCAACGUGAGAGUGAUAAUCGGCUUCUUGCCCUCUUCCGGAUUAGUAGUAUCAUUUUCUUUAUUUGUUGCAUUAAUCCGAAAGAAUCUUUUAACU
Molecule: messenger RNA, 1449 nt
Organism: Olea europaea var. sylvestris
Lineage: Eukaryota; Viridiplantae; Streptophyta; Magnoliopsida; Lamiales; Oleaceae
Product: protein TIFY 4B-like
Exons: 9
Coding region: 149-1156 (335 amino acids)
Biological process (GO): response to wounding; regulation of defense response; regulation of jasmonic acid mediated signaling pathway
Cellular component (GO): nucleus
Source: RefSeq, a predicted model, not a curated record